This is a messenger RNA of Liolophura sinensis, 5862 nucleotides long. Its product is annotated as cationic amino acid transporter 4-like. The transcript has 4 exons. The record is from RefSeq and is a predicted model, not a curated record. Gene Ontology annotation, cellular component: plasma membrane. Bases 109 to 2061 code for a protein of 650 amino acids. Gene Ontology annotation, biological process: amino acid transport; transmembrane transport. Lineage: Eukaryota; Metazoa; Mollusca; Polyplacophora; Chitonida; Chitonidae. Gene Ontology annotation, molecular function: amino acid transmembrane transporter activity.
UCAAAUUAUAUUUCUAUUUCAGAGUGCAGAAAACAAAAACAUCGGUUUUAGAUUCUAAGUGGAUUACCUGACCUGCGUCGUAAUAAAACAGUUUAAUUUUCAGACAUCAUGGAGACCGUGUCUAGGUUCUGGGGUGUGAUAAACCGGAAGAAAACCUUGUCUUCUGACGUCAUGGACACCCCCUUAAGCCGAUGUCUGAACACUUUUGACAUGACACUUUUGGGCAUCGGACAUAUGAUUGGUGCGGGAAUUUAUGUGAUCACGGGGACCGUCGUUAAGACGAUGGCAGGUCCGGCGGCCAUGUUGUCUUACGCCAUCGCUGGGGUGGCUGCUAUUUUAGCGUCUCUUUGCUACGCCGAAUUCGGUGCCCGGAUUCCUAAAGCGGGCUCAGCUUAUUCUUAUACCUAUGUGACAAUUGGGGAGUUUUGGGCAUUUGUGAUUGGCUGGAACGUCGUACUGGAGCAUUUGAUUGGCGUUGCAUCUGUAGCUCGUGCAUGGAGUGGAAGUGUAAACGCCAUAUUUAAUGACGCUAUCAAAAACGGUACAAUAGAACAUAUAGGGAGAUUGAGUCACGAUUCCCCCUGGUUGUCAGAGUACCCAGACUUCGUGGCUGUCCUUGUGAUAGUAAUCAUUUCAGCAUUCAUAAUAACUGGAGCGAAGAUCUCUACCGGCGUCAACAACGUCUUCACCAUUCUCAACGCCAUUGUCAUGGUCUUCAUCAUCGUCGGUGGAUUUUACUUGGCGGAUUUGGAUAACUGGAAGAAUGAUUACAGCGGCGGAUUUUUCCCAAUGGGCUUCCAGGGAGUGUUUGGUGGUGCAGCUGCUUGUUUCUAUGCUUACAUUGGCUUUGAAGGUAUUGCCAUAGCGGGUGAAGAGGCGCGAGACCCUGAAAGGUCCAUCCCACGGGCCACACUUACUGCCAUGGUCGCUGUGACCAUUAUAUAUGUGGUUAUCACUAGCGCCCUGACACUGAUGGUACCAUAUUACGCCGUCAUUCCGGCUGCGGCUUACCCAGCGGCAUUUGCACUGCGAGGACUAGAGUGGAUGAAGUACGUCGUUGCUUUUGGAUCGUUGUUCGGUAUCACCACAUCUCUGGUGGGUGGUUUGUUUUCUCUGCCCCGGUCCGUCUAUGCCAUGGCCAGCGACGGGGUUUUCUUUAAAUUCUUCGCCCGAGUGUACUCCAGGACACAGACCCCUGUCUAUGCCAUAGCCGUGUUCAGCUGUCUGGCAGCCAUCAUGGCCUUCUUGCUGGAAAUCGAAGCCUUGGUUGAGUUCAUGUCCAUCGGCACCCUCAUGGCUUACACUAUUGUGGCUGCCAGUGUGAUUAUCAUGCGAUAUCUGCCUGUCACAAAAUGCCAGUUCAAACUUAAACCCGACGUAUCGGCAGCAAACGCCGAUGAUACCGAAUCAGUGUCGGAGAAAAGCGACAUUCUUAAGAAAUCCAAAAGCCACGACGACUUCGGCAGGUUAAAGCAAACUUUCAAGAAAUUUCCUAUUCUGAAGUCCGUGGAACCCGGAAACGCCGCCAUAUUGGCUGUUGUCCUUAUGCUGGUGUUUAUGACAUCGUUCAGCAGCCUUCUCCUGUUUGGUAUAGAACACAUCCAGGCCGGGGCGUGGUGGAGCAUCAUCCUCUUACUGAUCUUAGCUGUCUGUAUCGUCGCCUGUUUUCUGAUCAUAGUUGCACAUGAGCAGAAUGAUGCUUUUCUGACUUUCCAGCUGCCAUUUGUCCCGCUGGUGCCAGCAGUCAGCAUGUUCUGUAACGUGACUCUCAUGUUGAAGCUUUCCUAUCUAACCUGGAUACGGUUACUUAUUUGGCUGGCCGUAGGUUUGGUGAUUUACUUUGGCUACGGUAUCCGCCAUAGCCUUGAGAACAAACCAAUGGCGGCCUAUAACCACCUAGUGUCCUAUGUCGGGGACGCCGAUAUGGGUUCACGAUCUCUCACGAACUUUGCCGAAGACGUUCAUCUACAGCAACCAAUCGUAAAGGAGAAUUCCGAGUUUGGGCACCCGUCACAAGGAAUGGAAGACCAUGAGAUGGACACGGACUACCAGAGGCGGUAAAUGUGACAGGCUUCGGCUCCCUUCGGCACACUCCGACAAAGCCAACGGUUCAGACGGCAAGCCAGCUGUUGAAAACACAGGCUUCCCGAGUAAACUAGCGACUAGAUAUUGCCUACGGCAAUUUUCCAUUAAUGUUGACUAGGUUUAAUUGUAGACAGUCCUUCACUUCAUAGACUGUGUCAUGUGCCGUAAACGUGUACAGUAGCUUGUGCAAUAAAUGUACAGUAUCUUGUACAGUAACAUGUGCAGUGACGUGUACAUUUACGGUAUCAUGCACGGUAACAUGUACUGUAACGGGUACAGGAACGUGUGCAUGAACGUGAACAGGCACACCCACGGUAACGUGUACAGUCACAUGUACAUUUAUGGUAUCAAGCCCAGAAUCAUAUGUGGUAACAGGUACAGGGACGUGUACAGUAACAGGUAGAGUAACAUAUGCGUUAACAUGAUCAGUGACAUGUGCAAUAACAUGUAAAGUAGCGUGUGCAGUAACAUUUGUGUCUUAUCACAAGCACAUGGCUUGACGUCGCAAGCUAAUGUGUCGAAGCGGAAGAGCUCAUAUCGAAGCUUUAUGUCAGGAACUUAAAAAGACCUUCAGGAUUAGGUGAGGUGGUUCGUGGGGGUUCUUCUUCAGCUGCCAAGAUGAGGCCGCCAGGUAAACGAAAACAUUCCUAAAUACGGCGUAAAACAAAAAUGAUCAAAAUGUGAAGUUUGUGUAAAAUAUCAAAAUGUUAUUCAGGGAAAGCAAGUAGUGGUGCGAAUCUCUGUUCUUGUUCACCCUUACCCUUAAGCCGUAUCAGCAUAUAAGUAUUACAUAAUUUGAAGUAAUUUAAAAUUGAUUGCAUUUUGUAAUACGAGCCAUAUAUAUUUUUUUUGGUCGUAAGCUAUAAUGUUAACCUCCGGGAUUUUCCGAUUUUCUCCAACCAAAAAGCUAACCACCGUGGUAUAAGUGAAAAAUAAAAAAAAUUAACUGAUGGCAUGUACCAUACGCCAAAGUCACACCCCGUGUUCUCCGUGAAAACCCCACAUGUCUAAGUUUAUACCCACCUAUUGGUUGAUGACAGUUAGCAGGACGAUGACCAAGGUCAAACAAAGGCUGCUCUUGAGAAAAUCUGACUUCGACACGUUUUCUGUAUAGUAUUUUCUUGACUGGCUAGGCUUCCAUACGGACAAGACGCUAGAUAUAUUUAGAUAGGUGACUUCACUUAACAUUCUAAGCUGAAAGGCCUAGUCUCUAGGUUUACUUAGAUCUACGUAUUUUAAGCCAUCAUCAUGUUAUUCGGACGCCAUGUAGACUGUUGUGACUACUGUAGAUUUUCAACCUUUUCAACCUCUAAAGCACUUUUUUCAGUGGAAUUUAUGUUUACAAUUAUUAUAAAAAUGACACCAAAAAUGAAUGAAAAAUUAAUCUACACCCCACAAAUCUCUCGUAAUAUUGGCCGUAGUGCUGGUUGAAAAGGUUGAAGAAAUAGGCUAGAACAGAACUUUAAUAUGUACUUUGAAACUGCAAGAGCUUCUUAAAUCUCUUCAUUCUAGAACAUUUUUGAUGGUACAAACAUAUUAGUAAUUUUGAAUCAAAUGUUUACGUGUAUAAUGUGGAUAGAUGGAUGUGUUGGUAUUUAUUGGUGAAAAUGUUGUGUUUAUGGCUAUCCGUAUUGUUUUAAUGCGUGGAUAGUUGUAGACUUAUAUGAACAUGUGUAUGGUGUUACCGUACGUCUUUCCGUGUCAAUACUAAAUAUAAUUUUCUACAAAAUAUAAGAAAUUAUUUAUCAGAUGAAAAUAAUUACAUGAAUAUGUGGUACACGUAUUAUGUUCAUCACCCGAUGCAUAAAUGACAUAUUUUCCAAGAUUGUGAAGUAUAAACUUCUUUCUUGGGCUAAGUUUGAAAAGCCAAAAAUAUUUAAGUAGUCGUUUGUUUUGACGAUGACUACAGCCCACAUACAUACACAACAGAAUUCUAAACAUAAUGUAGGCAUAUAUAAAAUUAAGCGUAUAUAAAAUUUAUAUUUUUGUCGAAGGAAAAAAGAAAACGUAUUAAAUACAGUCGAAUGCAGACAGCACAUUUAUAUAUGCUUUAUUGCCAAUGUUUGCCUAGCAGUAAUUUUUAAAUUGUUUCUGAUGCGAUUAUAUUUAGAGGAACGCAUAUUGUACCCAGGACUGCAGGGUUCCAAGGGAGGUAAUUCUGAAAAUAGACGGACCCAGGCGCUAUGACGGUCAGACUCAUCUAGGUGCACAGAUCUGCGUUUUCCCACAUACAUUGUGUUUCUGCCGUAAUCAGUUCAAUUCUACAAAAUUUGUCCAUCGCGCAUUUUAUUAGCUACUUUUUAUUUAAAGAAGAUUUUGCAUGUUGUUUCUCUAGGGAGGUGUCCAGUUUCACGUAGAAAUCUACACACAGAAAAUUAGUGAGUUAAUUUUAACAGAAAGUCUGUUGACUGAGUGAUGUCAGAAUGUAUUAUGUUAUUACAACGGAUUAUUGUCUUAAAUAUAACGCACAUAGUGUAUUCAUUCAAUAUAACGAUUCUAUUAGAUGAACAAAAUAUUGUGUUGAAUAUGACAAAAUAUUGUGUUAUAAUAUCAGAAAAGACUCUAGCAUCACUCAGACAACAGACUUUCUGUUAAAAUGAACAGAUUAAGUUUUUGAGUGUACAAGCCUGAGGGCAUCUGCGUCUUUAAUUUGCACAUUGUCAUUAAUUGCUGUCAAAAUAUUUUCCAUUUCUUUUUCUUCCUGUUAUUUUGGCUAUGCUCUGCUUCGCUUUCUGUCGUUUAGGGAUUAUUAUUCGCAUAGAAAUCGAUUAGUUUUACUGUUCCAAAGCGCUGCUCAUUUAACGUGUUCAUACCUUUAUACUAUUACAAAGCAAUAUAGGCCACGUGGUAAACUUAUCCACUGGUUAUUACAUUAUAAUUUUUAUUGUGCCCCGGUUGUGGAUAUGGAGUAUUCCAAGUGCCUCUUUUUUUUGAGUCAGUGCGAGUGAGUUUUUUUUUAUUUCAUUUACAGUGACCUUGUUUUCCUGGCACGUAAUAUAAGCUACAGAGCUCAAGGUACUCACUGUUAAAGUGAAAACUAUUUGCUUGCAUACCUACUUAUGGAUCUGAAAUAAUGCCAGCCUAACACCCGUUCGCUACAGCAACCAAAUUUCUCAUAUGCCGUUGUUCGCAAAGGGAAGCUGUCUUUGGUGUAUUGAUAUUCUGAUUAUAUCAAGGUUUGAUCUGCCCUAAGACAAAGUAAUGGAUGAUUUGAAGAUGAUAAUUUGUCAGAUCUCCAGGCCUUACAGUAAGUGAGCAUGCAGGAAUGUGAGUGACUGGUCGGUCGAUCUGGCUUUAUAGUGCGACUGUGUGUAACACCGACAAUUUUACUCAUGUGUGAUAAGAAUUUUAUGCUUCCGCAUUUCUUCCCAAGCCUUGAUGUUUUACACCCUCCUUUGGAGUCAUUUUUUUUUUGAAAAAAAGGUUAUAGCAACAAAGGCUUGAUCAAAUAUACAGUACACAUUUUGAUCCUUAAUGAGUUUACUUCACCCAACAAUUUUGCAAUUGGAGAAAUAAGAAUUGGUCACUCUCAGAAGAUUGUUUUGAAACCUAACAGAAUGUAAAAAGUUCAAUCCUUGUCCAUGAUAUACAAAGUUAAAACUAUUGAAACGUUCAUACGUCAGAUGCAUAUAAUAAAAUUAAGUGGUGUUAAUGUUUGAUCUUAGUGUGUUUCUUGAAAUCUGAUGCAGACUGAGACGAGUAGGUACCGUCCGCAACCUGGUGAAUUUUUGUUUAUUUAUUUAGUUCGUGUUUUAAACCGUACUGAAGAAUAUUUCU